This is a messenger RNA of Anoplopoma fimbria (sablefish), 2453 nucleotides long. RefSeq names its product retinoblastoma binding protein 8 (gene rbbp8). The coding region runs from base 186 to 2171 and encodes 661 amino acids. The record is from RefSeq and is a predicted model, not a curated record. Gene Ontology annotation, molecular function: Y-form DNA binding; double-strand/single-strand DNA junction binding; double-stranded DNA binding. The transcript has 19 exons. Gene Ontology annotation, biological process: DNA double-strand break processing involved in repair via single-strand annealing; double-strand break repair via homologous recombination. Gene Ontology annotation, cellular component: site of double-strand break. NCBI's taxonomy places the organism in Eukaryota, Metazoa, Chordata, Actinopteri, Perciformes, Anoplopomatidae.
GCGCGAAAUUGAAUUUUGUUUUGGAGUCGCAGACAGUAUGGGAAUACUCGUACUGUACGAACCUAAAGGAACAUGUUAGCUCAACAGUACUAGUCUUUUAAACCCCUACCUUGUUUUUCUGACUCAUUGGUUUUGCAGCAGGCUGUAGUGCAGGCCCUGGCAGGAGGGCUGGCUGUGGGUGUAGGAUGAGCAGCUCAGGACAGAGCAGCGAAACACACAGCCCAACUGACCUCUUUGACGAUGUAUGGAGGCAGCUCAGAGAGAACCAUCACAAUGCACUGAAAGAACUGGAGGAAAAAGUCAGCAAGUUGAAAAAGGAGCGCUAUUUAGAUGCUCAGAGUCUUGAGGUGUUUCACCUUCGCACCCAGCAGCUAAAGGAGCAAAACAAAACCCUGCAAGAUGCCGUCAGUCGCCUGGAGGAAAGGCUCUGUACAGGAGAGUGUGAUCGAUGUGCCAUCUUAGAGGAGAAACUAAAAAAUAACCAGGAUCAGAAUUUGCGUGUCAUCGCCAAACUGAAGAAUGAAAGAGAGAGCCUCGAGGAUGAAAACAGAAAACUACAUGCUGAACUGCAAAAUAUAAAGAUAUCUCGAUUAGUUUCCCAGCAGGAUUCAUCCCCAGACCAAGAAGAAGGCAUCAUCCCAGACUCACCAAUCCUGCCAAGCUCGCUGCCUGUGGCAAACAAACUGAAGAAACGAAAAGAUAUCAACAAAAUGAGGCACGUUCGUUAUGCAGAGAUGCCUCUACCGAAGUCUAACAAUUCCCUCUUCAGUGUACUGGAUAAGGAGCCUGUUGACGCUACAAAGAAUCCUGGAAGAGCACAAGUGCUUGUACCCAACACAUGUGAAUUGGACGCAUCCCAAAUCUCAAAAGAUGUAAAUCUAUAUCUGGAAGAAGCGAUAGCAGAAACCUGUGGCCUUGAACUUAUUGACAAGCCCCACAUGAAAACUGAGGCACCUGCAGUCCAGCAGAGCAGCUCAAAACCUCCCUGGAAGCAUGGCUUUCGUUUAAUUCCAGACUCGACCACAGAAAAGUCGCCAUCACUUCUCCAAAGUGUCAAAAGGUUUUCAGAGGAUGGCUCCAAUAACAAAGCAAAACGGAAGAAGGAGGAAAGUAAGCCAGAGGUGCAAGAGGAGGACAAACAAGUAACCCAGGAAAGGGUGGACAAACAGAAGGAAGGCAAACACAAACAACCCGAACUGAUCAAACGAAGCUCCACACCUUUAAGCAAUCAAAGCAUGAAGAGAUGUCUGUUGGACAGCAAGGAUCAGUCAGAACAAAAUGGGUCUCCCAACCAAAUGCAAAUUGUAUCCUGUAAAAGUCCUACUUUCAAGACGCCAAGUGUUAAAGGAAAAGCAAAUAAGGACAUUGUUGGGAAGAAAGGAAACCGUCUGCAGGACCAGAAUGCCUCACAUGACCAACAUAAAGUAAAGGAUGCUGAGAGGAGGAUCAAAGUGGAGCCCAUGUGGAGCAUUGACCCUGCACUCGCCCUGUCCAUGUACGACAGUGAGUGGAGAGGAGACAAGCCAAAGGAAGAAGAGGAAGAGGAAGAGUGUCAUGGAGAAUUAAUGGACUCUGACCGAACUUGGGUCAGUCACAGCCUUCUCCAGUGUCGGGGAGAAAAAGCCCAGGACAGAAGGGACAGUGUGUCUGGACUAGGAGAGAAGGCAAACAACAGUUUGGAUAUGAUGUUUGACACAACAGCUUACGGGGAGUACAAUUCACACUUAGGCCAGAGCCAGCCAUGUGGUGGUGAUGCUGUUGAUGAUGAAGAAGGAGAAGAGGACGAUGAUCAACAAGAUCCUCAUGAAAACACUAUGAGUGAAAGUUAUGGGCACAAAGCACGAGGUCCAACAUUUGCACACAUGGUUGUUGUUCGCAAGAAAGACGAGAGAAGAAAACUGAAGGGCACUACCUGCAAGGAAUGUGAAAUUUAUUACGCCCAUCUCCCAGAAGAGGCAAAGCAGAAAAAGUUAUCUGCUUGCUCGAGGCACCGAUUUCUAUAUAUUCCUCCUUCUACUCCUGAAAACUUCUGGGAAGUUGGAUUUCCAUCAACUCAAACAUGCAUCGAAAGAGGUUAUAUCAACGAAGAGAAGAGUCCUCAGGCACGUACUCGGAGAAGACAACCAUUCAAUGCUCUAUUCUCCCAAAAGCAAAACCAGCAGGAGAGCUAACAAAAGUAUGUUUUUCUCUAUAGAAGAACUGUUUGAAUUGGCCCAUUUACAGAGAACAGAGUUCCAGUUUAUAAAGAGCAGGCUUGUCACUGUGUUAAAAUUGCACUAGGUGAACAAUGAAUCUCUGUUUUAAACAGUGACCUUAUUUAGAAGGUUGACCCCAAUAGUCAUCUUUUUUCAGUUUUAAGUCUUUAAUGUCGAUGUUCUUUGUGUAUAUAUAGAUUGUUUGUGUUCAGAUAAGAUUUUCUAGAUGGUGAGUGUGCUUGGAUAAAUAAAAAUGAA